AAUGAACGCGCUUAGAGACGCGCUGAGCAAUCGGACUUCCAUGCAUUUCAUCUGUGGGUAAAUGAUUCAAGUGAGAUUUACGCGUGUUCGCAAUGCAUCAACGCGAGCCCUCCAGAGCCCAAUUUUACCACGCAUUCAUGAUGGUAUUGUAGUUCUUCUUUUUCUUGCCAUCACAAGUCCAAUCAUCAAACUUCUUCCUUGAGCCAACACAAGGCAUACAUCAUGCCAAGAGCAUCUCAAUCAGGGCCUUCGGGCACUGCAUCUGUACGACAAGGUAGAUCGAGUGCAAUUCAAUCUUUUCGACCUAGCAAUGCCGAUUCGCAAACCCAUCAAUAUGAUCCACACGGAAAUUCAAACGAGAAACGACAAGUACGAGCACGUUAUCGUAAUAUAAUUUCAGAGAAUCAAACUAAGCGUGGAAAUUUAGCUGAUAUUAAGCCGAAAGAUCUUAACAAGACUAUAGAAGAAAGCAAUCAGCUAUUCGAAAAAGUCAAAGCACCGGCAGAAAGUGUUUUGGAUUCCAGAGCUCUAGUCAGCACUUCGGAAAUGGGUGCGCAAUUGGCCAAGAGUAUGAAAGUUGGCAGUGAAUUUGAGAUUGAAUCAUUUUUGGGAUUGGCAUGUAGAUUGAUGGGAGGUAAAUUGCAAUCUGCAGGCUUGGAAGAUGAUGACGAUGAUGAUGAUGAUAUGGAGGGUGAUCCCUCGACGUGGAAAUGGGAAUUGUUGGGAUUCGAAGCGGCAAAAUAUUCUCGAAGGGCAGCAAUCGCAGAUCACCUUUUAGGACCCCUCGAUGUCAAAUUCACAAAACGAAAUGUGUCCAAAAGAACGGUCGCUGAAAAGAAAGGUCCAGAAGUGCGACCGGAACAACUUCAAGCUCAAGAGAUCGCAAACAACAAUAAUGAAACCUCGGAUGUUGUUAAAGCGAUUGCUAAGCAAUUGGAAAAGGUCGGCAAAGGUAAAGGUGUCAAUUUAUUCGAAUUCGCCAUCGACCCGGACAGCUUUAGCAACACUGUCGAAAAUUUAUUCCAUAUCAGUUUCUUGAUCCGAGAUGGAAUAGCUUCCAUUGACACAGAAACUGAGGAUGAAGAGCCAAUUUUACUAGGAUGUUCGCCACCACUAGAGGAAGAUUACCAAAAUGGUCUGACCAAACGUCAAAUCGUGAUGGAAUUGGAUGUGAAAACAUGGCGAGGCUUGGUGGAAGCGUACAACAUCAAAGAAGCUAUGAUCAGGCACGUCAAUACAGACACUUCGCAUACUGCCGAUACAUGGGCUGCAAGACCCAAUCGAAGGACGCCAAGUCGUUCUCAAAGUCGUUCCCAAAGUCGUUCCCAGAGAUGAAGAGAUUGCUUUACCAUGAUUGUACAUUAACUAAACACACAAUACCCUUCAUGCUUCU
Meira miltonrushii is the source of this 1393-nucleotide messenger RNA. RefSeq lists its product as uncharacterized. Bases 223 to 1335 code for a protein of 370 amino acids. The transcript has a single exon. Lineage: Eukaryota; Fungi; Basidiomycota; Exobasidiomycetes; Exobasidiales; Brachybasidiaceae. Gene Ontology annotation, cellular component: Smc5-Smc6 complex; nucleus. The record is from RefSeq and is a predicted model, not a curated record. Gene Ontology annotation, biological process: DNA repair.